This is a messenger RNA of Camelina sativa (false flax), 475 nucleotides long. Lineage: Eukaryota; Viridiplantae; Streptophyta; Magnoliopsida; Brassicales; Brassicaceae. The record is from RefSeq and is a predicted model, not a curated record.
UAGCAGAAGACGAAAGAGGAAAUAAGAUCAAACCGAAGGCUUUCUCAUGGAGGAAACAAAAACAAAGACAGUUGAAAAUGUUGAGACAGUUGAUGGUUACACAGCAAAAGGUUUGCUUAGUACUGGUCAUCGAUAUCUCGAUGUAAGGACAAAUGAAGAAUUCGCAAAGAGUCACGCUGAGGAGGCCUUGAACAUUCCUUAUAUGUUCAAAACAGAUGAAGGUAGGGUUAUAAAUCCUGAUUUCCUUCCUCAAGUGGCAUCGGUUUGCAAGAAAGAUGAACAUUUGAUCGUGGCUUGUAACUCUGGAGGAAGAGCAAGUCGUGCUUGUGUUGACCUUCUCAAUGCCGGGUACGAGCAUGUGGCUAACAUGGGGGGAGGCUACUCGGCUUGGGUUGACGCUGGAUUCGCCGGCGACAAACCCCUGGAGGACCUCAAGAUUGCUUGCAAGUUCCGCCCCAAGGAUAACUAAACUGGU